This is a messenger RNA of Orbicella faveolata, 2563 nucleotides long. RefSeq lists its product as uncharacterized. The record is from RefSeq and is a predicted model, not a curated record. Lineage: Eukaryota; Metazoa; Cnidaria; Anthozoa; Scleractinia; Merulinidae.
GCGGCGUUUUGACGUACUUUGACGAGCCAUAGAAAAUCAAAGAUUUAACCAAAUCGAAAAAUUUCUGCGGCAGGUUACUCCACAAAAUGAGCUUUAUUAUUUUAUUUUAUUAUUUUUGUGGAAUACAUGUAAGCUCCAUCAGUCAAGGGCCCACCAGGCUCGUGUGAUUUGACCUUACUUACUAAAGUUAUUUUGUUUUGAUAGUUAUGGCUGAGGGAGGAUCAGAUGACGGUCCCUUUGAAAUAGACUACCCAGAAGGUGUCCCUUACAGUCCUUGGAAUUUUAACAUCUACAAGAUGUUGACCAUAAUCAAACAGACCUGCUUUGGACAUGUCAAAACCAACUUGCACCACAUGCUGAAUCAACUUAUGCCAGGAACUACACAAACGCUCUUAGAGCACAGUGGAUCGCUCGAUCUAGAUAACUGCUUCAUAGCGAAUCAAAAAUAUGACGGCCAACGAGUUGGAAGCAUGCCAGAAGAUGUGCCCAUUAUCCAACCGAUUAGACAGCCUGUCCACUCUGAAGAUGACAUAAUGAGAGAUGUAGGUCUGUCUUUUGAAUGCGAUUACAACCUCUGUUUUAAGGAUAUCUCAGCCAGCGAAAAUUCACAGCAGAAAGUUGAUCUGAAGUCUUUAGAGAAACCUCUACAACUGCAAGUCAUUCCUUCGCUGCCUCCAGGUUAUGCUCAGUUGGCGGUCCCUCCAAAUGUGGAUUGGGUACCGGGUCUGCAGAACCUAUGUGUCAAAGAUAGAGAAAUCACGCUUUUAUCCUCGGAGCUUCUCUUUGAGCAGAUGUAUAACGUAUUAACAAUCAUCACAGCCAUUUUAAACGUCUACCGAAUAAAAAAACACCACAAUAGCGAGAACGUGUACCACGAGGAAGAUUGCAUAUCCCUUGGAGACUACCUCCAGUAUGUCGGACAAGCGGGCCCAGCGGUUCAUGUGGUGAUGUGUAUCGUAUAUUUAAGUCCCCAAAAAGGUCGGCACCUUUUUCUUACCGAGGAUGUCAGCUUGUCAGUGCCUUGCAAAGAAUGGCCCAGCUGUGCUAAAGGGUGGCCUACUAGAAACAGACCAUCAGGGUGGCCUCCUGAGGAACUCAUUAAGAAGGUAACACAAGACGGGUGUCAUAUUGUACCCAAGUUUGACGCAUCGGUGAAAAGCUCAGAAGCGCCAAGUAAUGGUGACAUGGCAGACAGUGCCGCGAGCACUGUCGUCCCACAGACACAGUGGAGAUACUCAUUCUCAUUGGCAGAAAGGACACUUAUGACCUCGAUCACAGAAGAACAGAAGAUGUGCUAUCUUAUAUUCAAGUACCUUUUCUCGCGAUGCAUCAAGUUGGAGUCCAUAAUAACCACAUACACCCCGAAAACGCUUUUCUUGUGGGCACUUGAAACUGUACCCAUCGAUCAGUGGACCAUGGAAACGGUCGGCGAUCGCGUAAAACGCCUGAUGGAAGACUUGAGAGCCUGUGUUAAGAAAAAGUACUGUCCACAUUACUUCAUCAGUGGAUCCAACACUCUCCAGCAAAUGGAUGACAAGAGCGUUAAAGUUACACUGGAGGUUGGAUUUUCUAUGUUGGACGAAGAUAUGGCUGAGGCGCCAGUUUUGGGCUCAGAUACAUUUGAAACGACAUCGGACUUUCCUGUGAACUUCAUGUUUACAUACAAAUCGUUUUACCCAAUCAAUGCUUGGUUAGAAUCACUCAAUGCACAAAUGAUGGCGAAGCUUGAUACGCCGAGUAAAGUCCCCAGUGCCCAGAACUUGGCAGAUUUGUUGGACAGCUCAAAAACACAUCCAAUUCUGAUGACAGAGAUUUUAAAAUAUCUUGUUCUGUCAGACGAGAUUUACGGUCAACCACUGCCAGUUCCGGAGUCCCUGCUGCACCACAAGAAAGUUACACAACUCCUUAAAUUUUUGGAAAAAUCCAUCACAACGCCAGAAAAGUUCGACGAAUGCAUGGGAGAACUUGAUGUUGAGAUGAAGUUUCUUCAUUUACAGUUCAGAAUAAUCGACGAACUCCAGAACUUUUUCACAGAAAAUCCAAAUUUUGCCUUCACGUUUGAAUCAAGCUCCGAAGAGAGCGGAUCGGAAGCUGAUGAGUGAACUAUGCUCGAAUAACAAAUCAAAUUAAAGUCAGAACUUUAAGCCCUUUUCGGAUAAACAAGGACUAUAAUUUGUUUGUAGAAACACUAAAUAUUUCCGCUGUUUCGUAGUUUGUUGCUAGAUCUAGAGGCCAGUUGCUAAACUGGGAACAUCGAGGAGAAAACUGCGCGUUUAACAUGUUUCUGGACAAGUGGAGAAGGGAAAAAUUCUUACUGUGCUUUCGUCUACGACGAGUUGCCUGUUUGACCAUCUAUGAACGGAUUAAGUCCUCUAUAAGUUUAAAUUUUCAAAAAUAUUGCAGUUGUGACGGACCGUUCAGUUUAAUUUUCAAAAAAAAAUCCAAACUCUUUUGGAUUUUAUAAAUCAGUGCAUAAGAAAGGACAAAGGCAUAAAACGGAUCUCCAGCGCAUGCGUUAAGAACGACACAGUUUGUCCCAGAAAGGAGUACCACAAAGAUCUCA